CUUGCACCUCCCGGGGCGGCCGCCAGGGGCCGCCGGGCUCUUUGUUUUCCUUUCUGGCCCGGGUCGGGGCUGGAGGCCUGCAGAGCGCAUGCUCUGGGGCAGUUCGCGGCCGGUCAGGCGAGCGGAGGAGUUCCUUCUGGCGGACCUGCAGAGGACAAGAAGAUGCCACCCAAGCGAAUAGCUAAAAGAAGGUCACCCCCAGAAGAUGCUCUCUCCAAAAGCAAGAAGGUGAAAGACUCUCGUAACCAGGCAGUGAGGGCCGUUGCCUCCCGCCACGUUCCAGGCGCCCGCUCCUUCCGAGGUCCCUAUGGGCCGAGCCCUCCUGACCAGAAAACCCGACCAGUCUCACAUAGGUCCCACAGCACAGAACCAGGCUUGGUGCUGACACUGGGCCAGGGUGACGUGGGCCAGCUGGGGCUGGGAGAGAAUGUGCUGGAGAGGAAGAAGCCAGCCCUGGUGCCCAUUCCGGAAGACAUUGUGCAGGCCGAGGCUGGGGGCAUGCAUACCGUGUGUCUAAGCAAAAGUGGCCAGGUCUACUCUUUUGGCUGCAAUGAUGAGGGUGCCCUGGGAAGGGACACAUCAGUGGAAGGCUCAGAGAUGGUCCCCGGGAAAGUGGAACUGCAAGAGAAUGUGGUACAGGUGUCAGCUGGAGACAGUCACACAGCGGCCCUCACCGAGGAUGGCCGUGUCUUCCUCUGGGGCUCCUUUCGGGACAAUAAUGGUGUGAUCGGGCUUUUGGAGCCUAUGAAGAAGAGCAUGGUACCUGUGCAAGUGCAGUUGAGUAUGCCUGUGGUGAAGGUGGCCUCAGGAAACGACCACUUGGUGAUGCUGACAGCUGAUGGUGACCUCUACACUUUGGGUUGCGGGGAGCAGGGCCAGCUGGGCCGUGUGCCUGAAUUAUUUGCCAAUCGUGGUGGCCGGCAGGGCCUUGAACGACUCCUGGUCCCCAAGAGUGUGAUGCUUAAAUCCAGAGGAAGCCGGGGCCACGUGAGAUUCCAGGAUGCCUUCUGUGGCGCCUACUUCACCUUUGCCAUCUCCCUCGAGGGCCAUGUAUAUGGCUUUGGCCUUUCCAACUACCAUCAGCUUGGAACCCCAGGCACAGAAUCUUGCUUCGUGCCCCAGAACCUGACAUCCUUCAAGAACUCCACCAAGUCCUGGGUUGGCUUCUCUGGUGGCCAGCACCAUACAGUCUGCAUGGAUUCCGAAGGGAAAGCAUACAGCCUGGGCCGAGCUGAGUAUGGGCGGCUGGGCCUUGGGGAGGGUGCCGAGGAGAAGAGCAUACCCACCCUGAUCUCCAGGCUGCCUGCUGUCUCCUCAGUGGCUUGUGGGGCCUCUGUGGGGUAUGCUGUGACCAAGGAUGGUCGUGUUUUUGCCUGGGGUAUGGGCACCAACUACCAGCUGGGCACGGGGCAGGAGGAGGAUGCCUGGAGCCCUGUGGAGAUGACAGGCAAACAGCUGGAGAACCGUGUGGUCUUAUCUGUAUCCAGUGGAGGCCAACACACAGUCUUACUAGUCAAGGACAAGGAACAGAGCUGAUGAAGUCUCCGAGGGCCUGGCUCCUGGCCCCUCUGCCCGCCCUCCCAGAACAGGAAAGCCAUGAUGAUUACAGACUCCAGCAGGCGUCCCCUGGCCCCAAGUACUCUGUCAUCUCCUUCCUUUUUUCCAUUAGCAGAACAGAAUCCUUUUCUUCUUUUUCUCCCUCCUUUCCGGAAUCAUCCUGGAACCUACAGGAUGAAGGGGGGUAAUGGAAGAGGGGGGAGGGUUUUGUUGGAAGGAAUGUCUCUCACUCUAGAACUGUGUGACUAGACCUUUCUCCCUCAUCCCUAUCUCCCAUGGUCCUGGCUGACCCUGGUUUUGCCUACCAGAAAUCAAAACUUCCUUCCCUGGGGGUUUGGUUCCCAUUCUCUGAGAAGUUGGGGCUCCUCAAGCCCUACUGUAGUCAUGUGCCACUCUUCCUGUCCUUCACAAUCCACAGGCAGACAAAUGGUACAGUCGUCAGACCCAGCUGUCAUGGACCUAUGCCUGGGGGUAACUGGAGAAGGGGCAGGGCUACCAGCUAUGGGCAAGCCCAAGCCAAAUAUAUGACUCUGAACAGGUGUCCAUGGGGCAAAAAAAAAAACCCAAACCGAUCAUCCUCUACUUGAUCAAGAAAAAAGCCAAUCAACCUUUCUAGAAGCACAAAGCAUUCUGCCCUGCACUGCCCAUCCAGCCUGCCUCACCUGCAGCCAAGGCCUGAAAUCUGGAAAGGAAGCUAUGCCUGCAGGGCAGGACGUCGAGGGGAGAGGGGAAGGAGGGUUUUAUAAACAAAUUUAUAGCAAUAUCAAGAGUGAAGGGAGGGAGGGGAAGAGGGUUGGAGGGGCAGAAGCUGGUCCCAGAAAGGGAAGCAACAGCUUAUAAGCAGUGGCUGAGAAACAGAAAACAGGUUUGGUUUUUUUGUUUUUUUUUUUUAAUGUAAAGUAUUUUGGAGGGGAGAGUCAAAUCUUUUAACAUUUUGAAUAAAUACAGAGUUUUAUAAAACAGGCCACUUCUUUACUACACACUCCCUGCUGUGUUGGGAAGGGCAGGAUAAACCCACACCUAUCAACCUGGUCACAACUAGGAAUUAGGUGAUGUCAGGAUGUUUGCCACAGUCAGCUGUUGAUAUAGCUGUUCCAUACAAAUCAAAAAAGUUGAUAUUUGCUUAGAUAUGUUUCAGGAAUCACUGGAUUUUUUUUUUUCAAUUAUGCUGCAUAAUACGAGAGACAUGGAAUGGAUCUUUUAACAUCCUAAUCCCAAACCAGGAUAGUACAUCUUUAGAAAUGCUUAUACUAAGUUUGCUGUUGUAUCAUUUUCAACAGCUGAUGUAAUUGAUUAAACAGUUUACUGCACAAUAACAAGACAACUUAUGCAUAUUAAUGUAGAUUUUCACAGGCCUUUGAGCAACCAAAUCAUACAGAGCUGACCUGUGUCCAAUAUGGUGGUCACUAGUGACAUGUGGCCAUUUACAUUUAAAUAAAAUUUGUAAGAAUUUUAACUUUCUUACACUAGCCACAUUUCAGGUCCUCAGUAGUCACAUAUGGCUAGUGCCUGUGGUAUUGGGCUAUACAAAUGUAAAAAUAUAUAGAACAUUUCUAUAAUUGCAGGAAGUUACAAUGGACAAUGUUGUUCUAUAUAGAAGCCCUAUAUAUGUAUAACAGGAAAGUUUUAUUAGUGCCAGGAGGAUUCUUACUGGAUGUCAGUGACUCUUAGAAAAAUGAAUAUGAUGUAAAAUAACUUAAAGUGUAUUCUAUAAUUCCCUCCCUCCUGCACUUGAACUUUUAGUUUUGAUGCAGGCACUAUGCUGAUUAGAAAUUGACUUAGAAGGGAAAAUCACACCUUUAAUUGUAUUUUCUUUGAAAAGAAGCUCUUCUGUGUCUGCUACUCUUAUCCCCAACCCCACCAAAAAAGUCCAUUUGGAUUAGAUUUACUGGAGUUUUUCCCUUUUGACAAUAUAGCAGGUUGAAGGUAUUCUGUUCUUAAUAGCUCUUGUGGAUUGAGACUUAAAAUGAACCAGGCAUUGUGCUGGCACUUUGUAGGCAAUAAUAGCUUGUUUAAUCCUGACAUCAGCCCUGUAAAGUGUGAAUUGAUGUACCUCAGUCCCUGAGAGUUCAAGUGACUUGCUUGAAGUCAAGUGCACAGGCUAGGCUGGAAUCUAAAUCAGCCCCCUCCUGAGCCCAGAACCUCAAUUCGUUUUCCUUGUAUUGCAUGUAAGAGUUAUAAAGCUCUGUCGGUACCUUACAUAUAUUAGAACAGUGUCAGACACAUACAUUGUGAUUGUAAGUCUUUAUUAUUGUGACUAUAUUUUUUUAUUCCCUAGAGUUAAUAAUGGUUUUCAUGUGCUUAGUUUUUUGGUAUAAGUAUCAUUAAUUCAGUGCCAAUGUCCAUUAGAAGUGUAAAUCUCUUUUUGUGUAUUCGAACAUACCAGGUACUCUCAAUUUUAUCUUUUCCCCAAUCCUCCUCCCACCUGGAUUAGUUAACCCCAAAACAAAUGUAAUCAUAGUGCUCCAUGUGGCUCAGCUAUAAGUAAUAUUGAUAAAGUCAAAAUAAUGUAAAUGUUCAAUAUUGUUUUGACCAAAAAGGAGAUGGAGAAGAAGUGUAUACGUAGGUGGGGCAAUCACUUAAAUUAUCUGAAACUAUAAAUAAAGAGAGUAUGUUAUGUAGAAAUACGCAGAUAGAUUCUAGGGAAAAGAUUUGGAAAUUAUUGCCACAAGAGAGAGUUGGGGGUAGGGAUAGAUGGGGUAAGUGACUUCUGUUCAUUGUCAUAAAUUCAGCAGAUAUUUUUUUCAAGUGCCUAUCUAUGCCAGACAUUGUAGGAAUUUGAUUAGAAACAAAUGUACAAAGAUCCCUGUCUCAUGAAGCUUAUAUUCUAAAUUAAGAGUUAAUAUUUUUAAAUUUUUCCAUUUUUAAAAAAUAGUAAGCAAAGAGCAAAGCACAGGGACUGGAAGAUGUACUAAAUAAAUCACUAUCAUAAUUUGCA
Pteropus alecto (black flying fox) is the source of this 4495-nucleotide messenger RNA. RefSeq names its product regulator of chromosome condensation 1 (gene RCC1). Gene Ontology annotation, molecular function: guanyl-nucleotide exchange factor activity. Gene Ontology annotation, cellular component: cytoplasm. The coding region runs from base 163 to 1536 and encodes 457 amino acids. NCBI's taxonomy places the organism in Eukaryota, Metazoa, Chordata, Mammalia, Chiroptera, Pteropodidae. The transcript has 11 exons. The record is from RefSeq and is a predicted model, not a curated record.